GCGGGGGAGGGGGCGGUACGAAAGAGGAAGAAGUAAGGAGGAAGAGAGGACCCGGAUGCUGACCCUGGUCGGAGUGACUGGCGGCCCGGUGCUGGGCUGAGGGAGAGGCAGAGGAGCUCGGGAAAAGUGGAAGGGCCACCAGUGCAGCUCAGGGAAGAAGCCGGCCCGCGAGCUUAUUACAAUGUCUGUUUGGAGCCCCUUUUUUUCCUUCAGAGCCAUCGUUCCCCGGGUUUGGAGUCAAAGGUUCUUGCUGUGCGCGUUAACAGCUGAGCUUCUCGGUGGCCCCUAUCUGUUUAGCUAGUCUCAAGCCAGAGCCUGCCUAUUUGAGAGAGGGGGGGGGGGGGGGGGCCAGGCACUGACUUUGCAUCAAGUUUUCAAUAUCGUAUGAAUGUUUGAUGCGCUGAGUUUACCCUCUGAGGUGUUAGGAGAAGCAUUCAUUCAGUCCUCAUGUGGAAAGACGGGAUGGAUCUUGUACAACUUCCAGAACCGAAGUCUAGUCAAAGUGAAGCAUGAUAGGAGGAUGUGAAUUAGAGCUUUGGCUUAGAGAGGUAUAGAAAGGCUUCCCUGAGAGAGUGAGAACUAAGCUUGGCUCAAGAAACCAGCUGGAGUUAUUAAGGAAAGGAAACCAGUUUCAGGAAAAAGAUUUCCCAGUAUGAAGAACUGAGGCCCAGAGAGGUGAGGAAGGAUGGUUAAGGAAUUUUGAUCCAGCAGCCUGGAGACUGAAACAGGAUUACUUUGAGUUGUAAGCAAGCCUGGACUACACAGGAUGCCCCUGUCUCCAGAAAAGGAAAAAAAAAAUUAAAAACAGUUUUUAUCUGGUCCAGUGGUCCAGUGAACAAUAGGAUAUCUUGGGUUUUGAACUGCUAAAAUGAUAACUCACUCAAAAGAAGAAGAGCUUAGCAUUGUGGUGCUGACAAGUCCUAAGACCAGCCUGAUCUACAGAAUGAGUUCCAGGCUAGCUUGGAUCACAUAAACACUGUCUCAAAAAGAAAAUUAUAUAGAGGAAGAUCAGAGAGGCAGCUGCAGUUGCAUUUCUACAGUGGAAAAACAAAUAUGUUUGCAUAAAUACUAGUCUACUCUUUGAACAAAUUCCUAAGAGCUUUUCAUUUUGUAAGUGGGAAAAUGGUGUCAGAUUCACAGAGACAUUCUGUGGUGACCCCACAUAAAAUUAACUGAGUUUGUGCCACUUAGCCAUUAUUACCUCUUAAAUUUAAGUCUAGUAUAUGAGGAGCUGAAAAUUCUGUGAUAAAUUAACAGUUCUGGAUUUAAAAAAAAAAAUUUCAAGAGUGUAUAGAACUCAAAGUGCUAUAGGCUCUUAAGAAAAAAGUACAAAACAUACCGUCUCUUGGUACUAACGUCGAAGUUCUCAUGUUUACUCCACCACCGAUAAUACUAUAUGUAAAUAUUUUCAGGGACAGAACAUUAAUUGACUUACAUGAAUAUUGCUAAAUGUAAGUGAGCAAAGGAAAUAGUGUUUAAUUCAUCACUGGUAGAGAAAUAUUAAAGAUAAGGAAAACUUGAGAAUUUAAAGAAUUCUUCAUUUCUGUGCAAAACGUGAUUUGCUAUUGACUCAGAGCCAAAUUCUUGAGUUAUUUUAAGUUAUGUCAAAUGUGUUUUCCAGGAUGCAAACAAGAUAGCAGCAUGUUUUUUGGUGCCACCCUAAGUUGCUAGCCUUCAGACUUCACCCAAAACUAAAAUAUGUAUAUAUAUUUUACCAUAUGUUUAAUCCUUUUCCAGAAUGAUCUGUUACCAACAUUUUCUCCUUUCUUUGCAUCUUCUUUAUAGUUAACCUCUAAGAACCAAGCAACAUGUCCAGCAUUAACAGUUGUAAUCCAUCCCUCCAGAGGCCAAAGCAGGAAAGAGUUCAAGGCCAUACUCAACUGCGUAGGGAGUUCCAGGCCAGUCUAGAACACAUACCAAAACCCUGUCUUGGGAAAGAAAAAGUGUUACUAAGUUGGUAUUUGAAAUACUUUUAUGAGCAUUCUUUUCCUUGUGAUGUACUUAAUAGUAACCGCCAGUCAAGGCCAACGUAGAGCAUUUCCUUCGGAAGUGAGGACAUGCGACAUAUAGUAUAGCCCAAGCUAGCCCUGGACCCGUUUCUUUUCCCCACUUCCCAGCCGCUGGGAUUACAGAUAUAGACUACCACAUUUGGCUAGAUGUUUUCUACUUCGGAUAUCUCCCUGAAUUCAUAUUGCUGAACUGAUUUGUUUUCAUGAGUUGCUGAUUUUUUUAAUGGAUAACUGACUUAUUAAGAAUAUUGCUCUUGAGGCCAGAGAAGUGGCUCAGUAACUACUUUAUAAAGUGCUUGCUGUGAAAUCAUGAGGACCUGAGUUCAUGCCUAGCAUCUUUUUAGCUGGAAAUGACUACACAUCUGGAAUCCCAGCACUGGGAAGUCAAAGGCUGGAAGAUCGCUGGGGCUUGCUAGUCACCUAUUCUGGCCAAACUAACAAACUCUGGGUUCAGUGAAGAGCCAUAUUUCAAAAACUAAGGUAGAAAGAAAGUAAAUAAAAUACUGAAUGUCAGCCUCAAAGCUCCACCUACACCACUGUGGUGGCCUGAGUAAGAAUGGCCCCCAAAUGCUCAUAUUUGAAUACUCAUCACUAGUUGGUAGUACUGUUUGGGGUAGGAUUAGGAGAUGUGGUCUUAUUGGAAGAAUCCUGCAACUGGAGGUAGGCUUUGGGGUUUCAAAGGCCCGUUUGUUUGUUUGUUUGUUUGUUUGUUUUAAAUCUUUUUUUACUAUCCAGUCAUAAACUCCCUCCUGGUCUUCCCACUAGCUGUUUCUCAUCUCUCCACCCCCACUCCACCACACCUCCCACUCCCUGGGAGAGACCUCAAGUUUCUCAAGGGCUAGGUGUGUGCAUCCUCUCUCACUGAAUCCAGACCAGGCAGUCCUCUGCUCUAUAUAUGGGGUGGGGGGCCCUCCUAUCAGCUGGUGUGUGCUGCCCAGUUGGUAGCUCAGUGUCUGAGAGAUCUCAGGGGUCCAGAUUAGUUGAGACUGCUGGUCUUCCUAUGGGGUUGCCCCCCUCUUCAGCUUCUUCCAGCAUUUCCCUAAGUCAACCACAGGGGUCCGAGCUUCUGUCCAUUGGUUGGGUGUAAACAUCUGUAUAUGACUCUUUCUGCUGCUUGUUGGGCCUCUCGGAGGGUACCCAUGCUAGGCUGCUGUCUGUAAGCACACCAUAGCAUCAGUAAUAAUGUCAACCCUAGAAGCCUCCCCUUGAGCCGGAUCCCAAUUUCGGCCAAUCACUGGACCUCCUUUUCCUCAGGCUCGUCUCCAUUUUUGUCCCUGCAGUUCUUUUAGAUAGGAACAAUUCUGGGUCAGAGUUUUUUACUUUGGGAUGGCAACCCCAUCCCUCCACUUGAUGUCUUGUCUUUCUACUGGAGGUGGGCUCUACAAGUUCCCUCUCCCCACUGUAGGGCAUUUCAUCUAAGGUUCCUCCAUUUGAUUCCUGAGAGUCUCUAACCUCCCAGGUACAUUCUAGAGGGUCCUCCCCACGCCCCUGCUACCUCCUGAGGUUGCCUGUUUCCAUUCUUUCUGUUGACCCUCAGGGUCUCAGUUCUGUUCUCACCACCACCACCACCACCACACUCAUACCUCAAUGGCCCAUGCCAUUUCUAGUUAGCUUUCUAUCUCUGGUUUAUGCAUAAGAUAUAAGCUUUGAGCUACUAAUCCAAUGCCAUGAUUUCCUGCCUGCUUGCUUACUUGCACACUCCCCAGCAUAAUGGUAAUAAUGGACUCACCCUCUGAAAUUGUAAACAAGCCUCCAAUUAAAUAGUUUGUUUUAUGAGUUGCCUUAGUUGUAAUAUCAUGUUUGUUUUGUUGGUGAUGGUAGUGUUUUUUUAUUGGGAGAAUUGUUUGUUUGUUUGUUUGUUUGUUUGUUUGAGACAGGGUCCCUCUACAUAGCACCAGCUGUCUUCAAUCUCACCAUGCAGACCACACUAGCUACAAACUUAUAGAGAUCCACUUGCAUGCUGGGAUUAAAAGCAUAUGCCACCACACCCAACUGGUCAUGGUGUCUCUUUACAGCAAUAAAAGCAAUAACUAAGACAACCACACACACAAAAUUAAAUAAAUGAAUACUUUUUAAAGUAUGCUUCUUACUGGACAUGAUACACAUGUAAUUGUAGAGACUAAGGAAGGAUUGUUCAUUCUAGGCCAGCCUGAACUGCAUAGAGAAAUUCUUCCUCAAAAAAACAAUAGGGGGGCUAGAGAGAUGGCUCAGCCAUUAAGAUCACUGACUGUUCUUCCAGAGGUCCUGAGUUCAAUUCCCAGCAACCACGUGGUGGCUCACAACCAUCUGUGAUGGGAUCUGAUGCCCUCUUCUGGUGUGUGUGAAGACAGCAACAGUAUACACAUAUAAAUAUAAAUAUAAAUAUAAAUAAAUAAAUAGUAAGAGGAAACAAGAUAGAGGAGGGGACUAAUAGCCCAUUUUAAAAAAUAAAAUAAAAGUGGGGGGGGGGGAGUUUGAUCCUAAAGAGUAACCUGAACAAUAAAUGCAUCACUUUCAUUCCUUGAUUUCAUAUAUUAUCUGUAAAGAGCUACUAGAGUAGAUGGACUCAGUCAUUGAAACAUCUACGAAGCAUAAGGACCUAAAUUCAGAUCCCCCUGUAAAAGCCAAGUUCCACAACUCCUAACCCCAGCACUAGACUGGGCCAGAACAAGCAUAUCCCAGGAAUUCAUUAGCCAGUUAAAUUAAAAGGCCAGGAUUCGAUGAUAGGACCAAUCUCAGCUAUAAAAAUAUAAGAUGGAAAAUGAUUGAAGAAGACCCAAGGUUAUAUACUAUGCAAACAUGUACUCACACACAUGCACACAUAAAUUUUUUUGUUUAUCACAGGUAUUUAUUGUAUAUGUGAGUGCCCACAUACUUCAGUGCUGUGUUUUGUGCUCAGGAUAGUUUUCAGUUCUUAACUUCUCUGUCUUAAUUUUGUGUAUGGAGUCAGCAGAUGGCUCUAGUUACCUGGGUUUGCCACCAAGUCUGACAACCUGAGUUUUUCAAUCCAUGGGAUUCACAUUCAAGAGAACUGUCCUUGUCUCUAGAGCCCAUGAAGUUGACAACACCGACCUGUGACACGCAGCACUUUGCCCAGCAGUAAUCAUAAACUGCCAUCUAUAACCGUAUUGUGUUUGGUGUUACAUUUACAUGUACAGAGUGAAUCCAUUGAAGGUUAUUGGAAGAGGGCUUGUGAUCCUACAGACCAAAAUGGUCAUCCCCAAAGAAGACAAAACUCAUAACACCUAAAGCUUGCCAGAGGCAUCAUAGUUACUAGAAAAACAGACUCUGUGGAGAAAAGUAAAAAUCAAUAUUUGCAAAGAAAUGGAAGACUCACCAGUAAAGGAGAGCCCUGCAAAGGCCAGGAUCGAAGCUGGGUAUUAUGACAUGCUCUGUAAUCCCAGUAUUUGGGAGAAGAGGCAGAAGGGUCAGGAAGGAAUUCAAAGCUAGCACAGGUAAAAUAUAUCUUGUCUCAAAAAAUACAUGUAUGCAUGCCGUGAUUUAUAUUCUAGGAAGUAUUAAAGUAAAUGCAGAAUUAAAAAUAUUUCAACACUAAUUAUACGAAAUAAUAAUAUUCAAAUGAGCAUGCACCUUAAAAACAAUCUCCAGGACUGGAGAGAUGGCUCAGUGGUUAAGAGCGCUGACUGCACUUCCUAGAGGUCCUGAGUUCAAUUCCCAGCAACCACAUGGUGGCUCACAACCAUCUGUAAUGAGAUCUGAUGCCCUCUUCUGGUGUGCAUGAAGACAGGGACAGUGUACUCACAUAAAAUAAAUAAAAUCUAAAAAAAAAAAAAAACCCUCCAAAAUUUAUUGAUUUAAAUAUUCCUCACAAAGCACACCUAUCCUAAUCAUAGAGCAUUUGCUAAUUUGGAAUCAUUAUAGAAAUGUCUUUUUGUGAAUUUGUUUUGGAAUUUAUUUGAUGUCAACAAUUUAAGUCCUUUAUGAUUAAUUAACUAGGAAAUUUUACUGUAGGUCAUCUAAGAAAAUUACUUCAAAAUCAACUGAACAAUGUUAUCAGUAGACUGAAGAAUUUUUCUUUAGAAACUUGAGGUAUAAUUUAUACAGCAACCAUCAAAAGUAUAUGUUCAAGGUCAACUUUGAAAUUAAUAAAACAUGGAGAAAACUAAAGAGAAAGCUGAAAGAAUUCUUCUAGAGCCUUAUAAGUACUUACUUCAAUUACCAGGUAAACAGGUGAGAACCAAACUUUCACAGGCAUUUAAUCACUGGCUGAAAGUUCCAGAAGACAAGCUACAGAUUAUCAUUGAAGUGACUGAAAUGUUGCAUAAUGCCAGUUUACUCAUUGAUGAUAUUGAAGACAGUUCAAAGCUCCGACGUGGUUUUCCAGUUGCUCACAGCAUCUAUGGUGUCCCAUCUGUCAUUAACUCUGCCAAUUAUGUCUACUUCCUUGGCCUGGAAAAAGUCUUAACACUUGAUCACCCAGAUGCAGUGAAGCUUUUCACACGACAGCUUUUGGAACUUCAUCAGGGACAAGGCCUAGAUAUUUACUGGAGAGAUACCUACACUUGUCCGACUGAAGAAGAAUAUAAAGCCAUGGUGUUGCAGAAGACAGGUGGCUUGUUUGGAUUAGCCGUAGGCCUCAUGCAGUUGUUCUCUGACUACAAAGAAGAUCUAAAGCCACUGCUGGACACACUUGGGCUCUUCUUCCAGAUUAGAGAUGAUUACGCCAAUCUACACUCCAAAGAAUACAGUGAAAACAAAAGUUUCUGUGAAGACCUGACAGAAGGAAAGUUCUCAUUUCCUACUAUUCAUGCCAUUUGGUCAAGGCCAGAAAGCACCCAGGUACAGAACAUCCUGCGCCAAAGAACAGAAAAUAUAGACAUUAAAAAGUACUGUGUGCAGUACCUGGAGGAUGUAGGUUCUUUUGAAUAUACGCGAUACACUCUUAGAGAGCUCGAAGCUAAAGCCUACAAACAAAUCGAGGCCUGCGGUGGGAACCCUUCACUAGUGGCUUUAGUCAAGCAUUUAAGUAAGAUGUUCACAGAAGAAAAUGAAUAAUGUUAGCCAUUCUUUUUUUUUUUUUUUUUAAGAUUUAUUUAUGUAUGUGAAUACACCGUAGCUGUCUUCAGACACACCAGAAGAGAGCAUUGGAUCCCAUUACAGAUGGUUGUGAGCCACCAUGUGGUUGCUGGGAAUUGAACUCAGGACCUCUGGAAGAACAGUCAGUGCUCUUAACCACUGAGCCAUCUCUCUAGCCCAAUGUUAGUCAUUCUUGAUUAGACUCAAUAAUUUCUUUUAGUUGAAAAUGAGAAGUGGUUUCUUCCCAUUUAUCUUUUCAAGUACUAGUCUCCAAAAAUUGAGUAAAUGAGGGUAAUGUGUGUAAAAUGUUUUGUUUUCAAAAUCCCUUUGCACAAAAUACAAAAUUGAGGGCUAGAGAGAUGGCUCAGUGGUUAAAAGGCUGCUCUUCCAGAGAACCCAAGUUCCAUCUCCAGGGCCCACAGUAAAGUUCACCAACAUCUGUAACUAUUUCCACAUAAUCUUCUGGGCUUUUCAGGCACCAGGCACACACAUAAUAUACAGGUAUACCUAUAUAUAGGUAUAUAGGGUCAUAAAUUUCAGACACUGAAUGUGACCAGCUCUUCCUACUACCCCACAUAUACUGGGCUUGUCAAUAAAAACGACUUAUCUUCCAAGAAACUAUCUGCUUUCUAACAGUGAAUGGAGGGUUUCCAGUUCAUAGAUGACAAUUCAAACAUGGAUUUCUUAGGCUAGUCUCUCUUGCUAGUUGGCUAAAAAGACCAAAGAACUGCUGUUUUUCCCUAAAUGAUAGUGCCAAGAGUACCUCAGUUUUAUCUCUAAAGUCCUGUACCAAAGUCUGAAAAGACAAAAUAAAUACACAGGCACUUUUCCAACCACCUUGCUUGUUUCCAUGCUUGACACCCCACAAAUCGACCCUUUUGACAAAAGAGGCUGUUCUACUUAAUGAAGUUCAAUUCACAACCUAGUCUUGGUUUUUUUGUUUUGUUUUGUUUUUUUGUUUGUGUUUUUUUUUCUGGUUUGUGUUUUUUCUUGUAACAUUUUUCUGACCCAAUCUGAUUAGUAUCUGUGUAUAAUGUUUCUUUGAAGAAAGAAAAUAAUAUAAAAGAUGUUCGUGGAGUUCACUAGUAAUGCCAGCAUUCUGAGGUAGAGUCAGGAUGAUUAGAAGUUCAAGGUUAUACUCUGCUCUUAUAUAUAUAUAAGUUUGAGGCCAGUCUGAGUGACAGGGGACAUUGUGUCCAAAGAAAAUAAAAAAAAAAAAAACCAAAUUUUUUUAUUUCUUGAGACAGGUUUUACUAUGCAAUUCUAGCUGGCCUAGAACUCCAGGAUCUAUUAGCCUGGCUUCUGCCUCUUCAAGUGCUAGAAUCAAAUGUGUGUCCUACCAUGAUGCCUGGCAAAGACUGUGUAAGUCAAUUUAUUUCCUUGCCUAAUUAAAUUAAUUUUGGCCUGGUGCUAACUCAUAAUUCUUUUGUUGUUCUUUUCUUGCCUUUGUUGGUAACAAGAAUGUUUAACAGUGAGUUGAGAACCUUUUUAGAGUCAUUUUGUCUUUCCAGUAAUCAAAAUCUCAUUCUUUAUUUGCUUGUGGUCCCAAAUGUUAAUUCAGAAAAGACCCAGGAGGCUGGAGAGAUGGCUCAGAGGUUAAGAGCACUGGCUGCUCUUCCAGAGGUCCUGGUUCAGUUUCCAGUAACCACAGCUCACACCUGUCUAUAAUUCCAGUUCCAGAGGAUCUGAUACCCUCACAUAGACAUACAUGGAAGCAAAACACCACGUUUAAAAAAACGAAAAGAAGUAUCUGAAGAGACCCAGAACAUGGGUAGCUUAGUUAAGUUAAUAACAUGACUUUAUAUGCUUAGAUUUGUGCUACAGUAAUGCUUUUCCUGCCUAAGAAAGUCUUGAGAUAAACUCUUAGAGAAAUGUUGGAUUUUGCUGUGUCAGAGACAUACUUUUUAAACUGUAAAUUUUAUAAUUUAUGCAGUUUCAGAACAUUAAUUUUUUUUAUAUCAAAACUGCAAGAAUAAAGGUCAGUUGUAUUGCCAUAAAUCUCUUGACUCAGCAAAGCGUUUAUUUCAUUGAGUUGAAGUCUGGCUUUGUUGUCUAAACUGUUGUUGACCUCAUCAUCUUCCUUCAGCCUUUUGCUUCCUGUGCCAGCCAGUGCUGCCAGGGAAUGUUUUCCUGGCUGCUGUUGUGGCCACUGCUGCUUGUUUAGCAACCUCCUAUCCUGGGUAACCUGUAUUGUUUGUCUCUUCUUUCUUUCCUAGCAGAAGAGGAGUCCUCACCUAGCAAUCUAUUGUCCUUUAUUAUCUUUUUCCAUUCUCCACCUAUCACAUGUGGAGUCUCCUAACUUUCUUCAAAUUAUUUACUUCAAGUAGUCUUCCUUUUACUUCCAAAAAUGUAAGCCAUAUGAGGUGGCACAUGCCUGUAGUCUUAGUACUUAGGGGCAAUAGAGAUCAAAAGUUGAGGGUCCUUAUUGGCUACAUAGUGGGCUGGGACUAGCCUGGAUUUUGUUUGAGUUUACCCUGCAGCCCUAGGCCAAAGUAGCUCUUGAGCUCUAGAGGCCUUGUAAUAUCCCAGGCUAUAAUUCUCAGGGAUCCUAGAGCUCAUUGUAAGCUAUGUGCUAAGAGAAAAGGGAAAGACAUGUGUAUUUAUGCAACUUUAAUCCCAGCACUCAAGUGGCAGAGGCAGGCAGAUCUCUUAUCACUUGGUAUACAUAGAGUUCCAGGCAAGACAAGGCAACAUAGUGAGGUCAGGGUCUCUCUCUCUCUCUCUCUUUCUCUCUCUCUCUCUCUCUCUCUCUCUCUCAAAAAAAAAAACAGUUUAAGUACAAAAAACAAAAGAAGGCUCAAAAUAAUGAGCCCUUUAUAAUAUAGUGAGCAUUUUGCUUCUUCAACCCUACCAUCCCGCUUGGCUAACUACAGACUCACUCUGCUCAUCUUAAUUCAUCAUUUUAAAUUAUUCAAUAUGUUGAGACUUAGCUAUAAUGUGAAGGUAUUGUUUUACUGUGUACUGCUUAGUUGAAAAAAAUACCAAAAAAAAAAAAAAAAUCAGUUAGGAAUUUCAAUGUUAACUUGUUCAAGUCCACUCCGUACAGUAUUUCCUAACACUUAAUUGGCACUGACACAGAAGUGCCUAGGAAAUGUUUAUCAUGCUUUUUUUAAUGUAUGUAUGUAUAUGUAUAUAUGUAUUUAUUUAUUUUCUGUAGCCCUUGUUGGCCUAGAACUUGAUUUGUAGACCUGAACUCAGAGAUCUAUGUGCAGAGGUUAAACACAUGUGCCAUCGUCACUCCCAGCAAAGCAUACUGUAUGCAACACUACUUUAGAAGAAUCACCAACUUUGUAUUGUUUAUCACUGUACUUAAAAAGGAAGCUGUGUCUGAGGAGAUAAUCUAUGAAACGAGAUUGUUGAAUCUCUUUGGGGUGUCUUAGUUACUGUUCUAUUGUGAAGAGAUACCAUGGUCAAAGCAGUUCUUAUAAAUGAAAGCAUUUAAUUUGAGGGCUUGCUUACAGCUUCAGUUGGUCUGUUAUCAGCUGGUGGAAACAUAGUGUCACUCCUGGCCCUGGAGCAGUAGCUAAGAACUGCAUCCUGAUCUGUAGGCAGCAGACUGGAUCUGCCACGAGGUCCUGAAACCUCAAAGCCCACCCCUGUGACACACUUCCUCCAACAAGGCCACAUCUCCAAGUCCUAAUUUUGUCAAAGAAUUCCACUCCCUGGCAACUAAGUAUUCAGAUAUAUGAGCAUAGAGAAUUAUUCUUAUUUAAACCACCACAGUGAGGUAGUUUAGUACUAAUGAUAAGCUGUAAGAAGAUGUAUUAAAUCUUUCUGAAACUUGCCCAGUUGCUUAAUAGAAAUUGUAAAUUGGAGUGUUUUAAAGAGAAUUGGCUUUAAUGAAUAUUCUAAGAUGCCAGUGUUUUUUAAGAAUGUAAUGGUGUGUUUAUUAAAUCUCACAGGUUAAGUCAAUUGACUAUAAACAACUGGACAUUAAAAAAUGGAGUUAAGACACUAGACAAGCCUGUAAAACCACCACUGAAGCUAAGGCAAGAGGAUCGUAGUUCAAGAACAGUCUGACCUCCAUAGGAAGUUGGGGCCCAGAUAGAUUGCAUACUCAGACCUUAAUCACAAAAAACAGAAAUACUGAGUUAAGGAAGCAGGGUAUUAUUGAAGUAAGACAUGCAUUUGAGAUACAAAUUAGGAAUUUUUAAAAACUCAGAUUUUCUCAAAGUUUUGUGAAAGUGGAUUUGUAUAGGAUGGAGUCAUUAUGCAGGAGGCAUAAUGCAGGAGGCAGGUCCAGGAUAAGGCGAAGCCUAUCAUUGGAUGAGAAGGAAGGGUGGGGGAGUGGGGGUGGGGGAAUUCUAGGAAGGAGAAAGGAGGAAGAGAAGCAGGGAAUCAAGGAUGACCCAGAUCCAAGUGGUCUUGAAUUGCCAAGAUAGCUGGGAUGGACUUCUGUAGGCAAGUUUUAUCUUAUCUAGGAGGGCAGUUUAUAUCCUUAUCAAUUGGUUAUAAGUUUAUUGUGUGGAUGUAUUAUAGAUUGAGAAUUUAAAAUAUAAAUCUGAUUGUUGGGUUACAGUUUGUUGAGUCUUGAUUUUACUGGGUAGUUGGGAGUUUAUACUUUAACUACAAGGGGGCAGUUGCUGGAAAUGUGGGCAGAGUCCACGGCAGAGAGCUUCAAUAGGCCAGCCGCUGCUGGACUUCUAGAACCAUGAUUUUGCAGGGUAGCUGGAACCAGAGAGUUUGUGGCUAGCAGAGAGCCACCAGGAGAGAUACUAAUCUGAGAUAAAUUAGCGCCAGUUCAACUGGCAACCGCCAGGGUAUGCAUGGGAACUGUUCCACCACUCUUUUAUUAUUAUCACAACAGAUUUGUGAUUUGAUAAAAGUGUAAAUGUGAACAGAAAGAUGACUUAGACUGUCAAGUACUUGCAUAAACAUGAGGAUCUGAGUUUUGAUCCCCAGCAUCCACAUAAAAGCAGAAUGUGACAGUGUAAUGUAUUUUAAUGUUUGCCUUAUAAACUCAGCGUUGAGGAGGGGGAGAGAGGCCUUGGAUACCCUGGGAAGCCAUUCUAACUGAAUCUGUAAGUUGCAAGGCAGAGAGAGAACCUGUCUAAAAAAUAAUGUGAAAAACCUAUUGAAGAAGACACCUGAUCUUGAUUUCUGGUAUCCACAUGCUCAUACAUAUAUGCAUACAGUUAUAAACAUGUACACACACAAAAGUAUGAUAACUGUAUUAAUUUGCCAGAGCCUGAAACUUGGCCAGUUAAGAUUUGUAAAGCUGCGGGUUGCAGGUAAAGAAUGAAUAAAUACAGUUAUAGCAUUCAGUGAGUGCUUAGUAGGGACUGAAGGUGGCACCACAGUUAGAAACACCUGCUCCUGCCUAGGACCUGGGAUCAGGUCCCCGCACCACAUAGUAUUAUGUUUACAUGUUCACACAGGCGUGUAUACCUGUGUGCACAGGUACAUGUGCACAAGUAUAUAUGGACAUGAAGGUCAGAGGUCAAUACCAAGUAACUUACUUGAUCACUUUAUUUUUUAGACAGGGUCAUUGUAGUCCUGGUUGUCCUGGAAUUCUCUGCAACACUACACUGGUCUCAAACUCACAGAGAUCCCCCUGCCUCUUCCUUCUGCCUUGGUCACGUUUUACUCUUUUUUAAUAGUUUUAUUUGUCAUUAGUGUGUGUCAGGGUGCUGGUGCAUGCAUGCGACAAAGCAUAUACAGAGUAAAGGACACCACUUUGAAGUCAGUUCUCUCCUUCCACCGUGGGUUCCAGGAAUCAAACAAGUCAGCAGAUACACACAGCAAUCUGGUCAGCCCCAACUUUAUUUUUUGACACAGGGUAUUUCACUGAAUCUAGAACUUAAUAAUUUGGCUAGGCUGCCUAGUCGCUGAGUUCUAGGGAUGGGCCUUUCUCCACCUCCCCAACUGUGGUUACUGAUCUGCGUCACACUCAGUGUUUACAUCGGUGUGCUGGGAUCGGAAUCCAAGUCCUCCUGCGCGUGUGGUAGGCACUUUACCAUGAUCCAGCACUCUGCCAUCUAAUUUUUACUUAUCAUUGUCCUGAUACAAAACAAGUCUGAAGGGGAUAGAAGAACCAAUUCUGAGCCAAAUAUGAGUGUCCAUGCACCAGCUACACAAAAUCAUGUCACCCUGAAUGGCAUGUUUCUGUGAAGAAGGCUUUACAAAUUUAAAAAACAUUCUUUAUUAAAUGUAUUAUAUCUAGUGUGUAUGUGCUAUGGCCUGCACGUGGAGGCCAGAAGACAGCUUUUACAACUUGUGGAAAUCAGUUCCGUCUUUCUCCCAUAUGGGUCCUUGGAAUUGAACUCAGGAUUGGUGGCAAGUAACUACUUGCUGAACCAGCCCCCUGCCCAGUUUCAUAAACUUAGACAGUUACAGAGCAAAAAGUCACGAAUCAGUGCAUUUCCCAAAUGCAGUUAGAGAUGUCAGGAAGGUUGUAGCCACAGCAGGACGAAGUGUGUGCUGAGUUUCGUGUGUGCUGAGCCUCGUGUGUGCUGAGCCUCGUGUGUGCCGAGCUUCCUGUGUGCCAAGCCUUGUGUGUGUUGAGCUUCCUGUGUGCUGAGCCUCGUGUGUACUGAGCCUCGUGUGUGCUGAGCCUCGUGUGUACCGAACUUCCUGUGUGCCAAGCCUUGUGUGUGUUGAGCUUCCUGUGUGCCGAGCCUUGUGUGUGUUGAGCUUCCUGUGUGCUGAGCCUCGUGUGUGCUGAGCCUCCUGUGUGCCGAGCCUCCUGUGUGCCGAGCCUCGGGUGUGCCGAGCUUCCUGUGUGCCGAGCCUCGUGUGUGCCGAGCUUCCUGUGUGCCGAGCCUCCUGUGUGCCGAGCUUCCUGUGUGCCGAGCCUCCUAUGUGCCGAGCUUCCUGUGUGCCGAGCUUCAGGCGCUACUUUGUAACAUCCUCAGCUUUAGAGGUGGGCCAGGCUACUGCCCUGCAAGCUCAACCGUGCAUUCCAAGUGGGGUGACACAUAUCUAUAACCCAAUUCCAAAGACAAAACCAAGACAGUUGUGAAUUUGAGACUAGCUUGUACCAUAUAGCAAGUUCAAGGUCAGUCUGGACCCUGACUGACCCCGUCUCUAAGAACCAAAACAAAAGCAUGCAUUCCACAAGUUGUGCCUUGUAUUCACAAAAUGUUAGGCCACAUACCGAGGUUGUUAGUAGAUGGUUAUUAAAAGAUCUGAAGAUAGUCCAGGAUGUUUUGGGCUCUCAAUCUGUUACAGUCUUUUUUCUAUAGUCACCAAAGUUCUAGUUAGCCCUCCAAUCUGUAGUUCUUCAGCAGAGCCGAAGAACCUACACUUCCAUCCACAGGUGGACCCUACCCAUGUGUCAGCAGUCAACGGUCACCUUUGAGCCCCUCUCCUAAUACUUGCUGAAAGUGAUUGCCUUUUCCCAUCUUGUCACCAAUUACUUUAUCGCCCUUAGUUUAAUCUGAAUGAUCCUAUGGGUGGCUGAUCAACCCACACACUCUUUUUAAAUGUACAGAGUAUUGUAAUGUUGCCGAUCUGGCGUGUGACAGCUCUGGGGAGGAAAAAGGGGUCCUGGCGGUCAGGAGUCGGAAUAGCACAGAGAAACACUGCAUGACAACCUAACACAGAAGAUUUAUUGGUGAGGACAAUAGAGGUGGCUGCCUCUGCUCCAGAGAGGAGAGAACUGAUGAGGCAGGAUUUCUCACUUGGGGGUGGGGUUGGGGGAUUCCAGGGUGCCUGGGACUGGAAGGAUUUUGUGCCCUAAUCUUGGGCUCUUUUAUGUAGGGUGGGGCCUGGCCAGUCUCCUGCCUCAAGGGACUGGAAACAGCUGUUACUGUCAUAGAGAAGGCUGGGGGCUGUGUAUUGGAGGGGGAGGCCUAGCCACUCUUGCCUCAAUGGGCUUACAGCUCCCUUUUUUGUUUACUAUUGAUAAACAAUCUUUUGAAAUUGCUUUUCACACUAAGAACAAGAUUCAAAAGAAGAGGCAAGAAGGACAAAAAAUCAAAAUCUGGAUCUCCUUGCCUAGGAGCUUAGCUGUUUCUACUGUGAAUUUAUAAUUUUGAGAGCAGUAUCUGUUUCCUUUUUCUAAAAAAAAAAAUUAAGACAGGUUCACCAGAAUAGAGCUCAGUUGAAAGGAGGUUUGCCAACAUAGGGCCUUGCAUUUGAUUCCCAGCACUGCAUAAGAUGGCACAGUGGCAUUCACCUAUAUCCCCAGCACCUGGGAGGUGGAGGCCCUAGAACAAGGAGGUCAGGUCAUCCUCGACUAUAUACUUAGUUUAAGGCCAACCUGGGCUGUUUAAGAAAGAAAAGAAAAGAAAAGAAAAGAAA
Molecule: messenger RNA, 15269 nt
Organism: Rattus norvegicus (Norway rat)
Lineage: Eukaryota; Metazoa; Chordata; Mammalia; Rodentia; Muridae
Source: RefSeq, a predicted model, not a curated record